UCGGGCCUAAAAAAUACAAAUCCGAAGGCCGAUCAAAUCCGGGUCGGCUCUGGAUGUAAUGUUCUUGUGGAUAGAACCGAUCCGAGAUAAGGCCCGAGAAGAUACAAAUGAGAAGAAUAGCAUCACUGUAGCAGUAAAGAAAAGAAACCAUUAAGAAUGGCAGCAACAGGUACAGUGAAAGCGGUGGCUCUUAUAACGGGAGACCCUCAUGUUAAAGGCUCUCUUCAGUUUAUACAGCAAACCCAUGGGCCUACCUAUGUAACAGGGAGGAUAUCAGGUCUAUCACCUGGCCUUCAUGGGUUCCAUAUUCAUGCUCUUGGCGAUACCACCAAUGGCUGCAAUUCAACUGGACCGCACUAUAAUCCAUUAAAGAAGAACCAUGGAGCUCCAUUCCAUGAAGAACGCCAUGCAGGGGAUUUGGGCAACAUUGUCACCGGCUCCGAUGGAAUUGCUGAGAUUUCAAUUAAGGACAUGCAGAUACCGCUGACUGGGCCGCAUUCCAUAUUGGGGAGGGCUAUUGUUGUGCAUGCUGACCCCGAUGAUCUUGGGAAAGGUGGGCAUGAACUUAGCAAGACUACAGGGAAUGCAGGUGCAAGAGUUGGUUGUGGCAUCAUUGGACUUCAAUCAUCUGUUUAGGAUUUGAUUUCUCUAGUCAUUUGGAAACUUAGCUAAGAUGUUCUCUUCCGAAAAUGAAAAGCAGAAGUGGAAGGAAGGAAGAAGAAUAUCUUAAGAUUUGCUGGCUUAGCCAAUUUACAUGAUUGCAAGUUGUAGAUUCCUAAUAAUCAAAACCUCUGGAUAUACAGAUUGUCGAUGUGUCAGAAUGGAGUCUUAAAGGUCCGUCUGAAUUAUAUACAAUCUCUGGAAGUUAUUGGUAAAUAUUUUAAGAUAUCUCAACUGGUCUAACUGCAAUGACCCUUGCUCAAAGGGAAGAAAUUGAAAUUCUUGCUUUUCCAUUCACUAGUAAA
Ricinus communis (castor bean) is the source of this 965-nucleotide messenger RNA. RefSeq names its product superoxide dismutase [Cu-Zn] 2. The record is from RefSeq and is a predicted model, not a curated record. Gene Ontology annotation, biological process: removal of superoxide radicals. Bases 157 to 636 code for a protein of 159 amino acids. NCBI's taxonomy places the organism in Eukaryota, Viridiplantae, Streptophyta, Magnoliopsida, Malpighiales, Euphorbiaceae. The transcript has 7 exons. Gene Ontology annotation, molecular function: superoxide dismutase activity; copper ion binding.